Capsaspora owczarzaki ATCC 30864 is the source of this 1626-nucleotide messenger RNA. RefSeq names its product EXS family protein. The transcript has 3 exons. The record is from RefSeq and is a predicted model, not a curated record. NCBI's taxonomy places the organism in Eukaryota, Filasterea, Ministeriida, Capsasporidae. The coding region runs from base 109 to 1533 and encodes 474 amino acids. Gene Ontology annotation, cellular component: cytoplasm; membrane.
CAUCGAUUCCCUGAGUUUUUGGCCAAACUGAGAACACGGCUCAGUCAACUUGUCUGAGCUGUCUCCCGACUUUCGCCUUUUUUGUAGCUUUUAUUCGUUGUCGAUCCAAUGUCAGGCAUUGCCGACCCACCGUCUGCGCCUGUGAGCGUGAUGCUGUCGACGCCCGUGUUCUUCCGCGCGCCUGGCGUCAUGAUCCUGUUCCUGUUCCUGUGGGGCAUCAAUCUCUCCGUCUUCAAGGCCCUCCGCAUCAACUACCACGGCGCGCUGAACAUGGUCCCAGAGGACUUGCUGGAGCCGCGGCAAAUAUUUCAGGCAGUGGGAGUCCUCGGAUCGCUGCUUGCCGUGUGUAUCACGGGAUAUUUGUGGUCGGGAGCGGACGCCGUGUUCAUUCCCGAGGCCUAUCCCGUCAUUUUCUACGCUGCGGCGCUGCUGAUACUGCUGUCGCCGUUCGAUCGCUUCUUCCACCGACAGCGGAUGGCAGCGUGGGGAAUUCUCCGGCGCGUGUUUGCUGCACGCGUCCCCAUCGCCUUCACGGAGGUGCUUGUGGCGGAUGGCUUGACCUCGCUUGCCAAGGCCUUUGGCGACAUGGAAGUCACCAUUUGCAUCAUUUCGACCGUUGUGGCCGUGGCGUGGUCUGGAGGCGAUCCAGACCAUGUGCACACGCACAACCUGGAGGAGGACGCGUACAAUGCGCUGCCUGGGUGCAUUCACUCGUUUUUCAUCCCCAUCAUCAUCAGUGUUCCGUUCGUGGUGCGACUACGGCAGUGUCUUGCCGCUCGCCAGCAUUAUCUCUCCAUCGGCGCCUCUUCGUCGUCAACGUCUGCCGCCAGCGCGGGCUAUUCCAACCCUGGUGUCGUCGCGGGAACACCUCUCGUCCAGGGUCACGAUCCGGCAACCCCGUUGUCAGCGUCCGCAUUCGUGUCAGUGUCGCCGCUUGCGAGUCUGACUGCUGCACCAAGCGGACCGGCCGCUGCAGCAGCCAGUCAUCGCAUCGCAUUUGAUGCCAUCCCGCUGUUUGGCCCGUGGCUCAAUAGCUUGCCGCACGAUGCCGCCGUCCAAACGCUCAACGCGACAAAGUACUUGAGCGCUCUCCCUGUGAUUUGGCUGUCUGCCAUGAAGCGCAACUACCCGGGCUCAGAGUGGCUGCCAUUCUACCGAAUGCUCUGGCUGCUUGCCGUCUCCAUCAACUCGCUGUAUGGCUUUGUGUGGGACAUUCGCAUGGAUUGGGGCUUGCUCCAAAGCAGUGCAGCCAACGGCCCGCUGCUACGGCCACACACGCUCUACCCUGCUGGUGCGUACUAUGCCGCCCUGGCGCUCAAUCUCGCCCUCCGCGUGACCUGGUCACUCAAGCUCUCCUCGCAUCUCCACCUGACGGGUGAAUGGUACAUUUUCAUGUUUGAAAUGCUCGAAGUGUUCCGAAGAUUUAUCUGGAUCUUCUUCCGCGUCGAGUGGGAGUGUGUCCGCCGAGGGGAUGGCAUUGCCACGGUGCGAAAGCCGUCCCUCAAGGCUGAUUUGGACGACGCGCAAAAGUGAUGCGUAUUUUUUUGCUGUGACUUGUUGUGACUUGUUGUUUCCAAGAACCAAAACAACAAAACAAUUGUUAUUUAACAUGAUCCGUUUGGGGCC